Molecule: messenger RNA, 3121 nt
Organism: Budorcas taxicolor (takin)
Lineage: Eukaryota; Metazoa; Chordata; Mammalia; Artiodactyla; Bovidae
Gene: PLCD4
Product: phospholipase C delta 4
Exons: 16
Coding region: 253-2532 (759 amino acids)
Biological process (GO): lipid metabolic process; intracellular signal transduction
Molecular function (GO): phosphatidylinositol-4,5-bisphosphate phospholipase C activity; calcium ion binding
Source: RefSeq, a predicted model, not a curated record
UAAGGGUUGGAUGGGCUGGACUGAGGAAAGAACUCACACCUCUCCCCACCCCACUCCUUCCAUCUGGCUGUAAGUCAGCCAGCGACAGCAGCAAACUGCAGCAGAAGAGGAGAGGAAGCCAGCGAGUGCAAGAAGAGCACAGGAGCCCCGCUGGAUUUCCUUGCCACACGGCAGAGAGCAUCCCAGAGCUCAGACGUAGGACGGCUAUCCUGCCCACGGUGACUCUGGCAUCAGCUGGUGAAGCACUGGGUGAUGGCGUAUCUGCUGCAAGGCCGGCUGCCCGUCAAUCAAGAUCUGCUGCUGAUGCAGAAAGGCACACUGAUGCGCAAGGUGAGGUCCAAAAGCUGGAAGAAGCUAAGAUUCUUCAGACUUCAGGACGAUGGCAUGACAGUCUGGCAUGCCCGGCAGGCCGGAGGCAGGGCCAAGCCCAGCUUCUCAAUCUCCGAUGUGGACACAGUACGUGAGGGCCACGAGUCUGAGUUGCUGCGCAACCUGGCAGAGGAAUUCCCCCUGGAGCAGGGCUUCACCAUCGUCUUCCACGGCCGCCGCUCCAACCUGGACCUGGUGGCCAACAGUGUCCAGGAAGCCCAGACCUGGAUGCACGGGCUCCAGCUGUUGGUGGGCUUUGUCACCAACAUGGACCAACAGGAGAGGCUGGACCAAUGGCUGAGUGAUUGGUUCCAGCGUGGAGACAAAAACCAGGAUGGCCGGAUGAGUUUCGGAGAGGUCCAACGGCUACUGCACCUGAUGAAUGUGGAAAUGGACCAGGAAUAUGCCUUUCAGCUUUUCCAGACAGCAGACACAUCCCAGUCUGGGACUCUGGAGGGAGAAGAAUUUGUAGAGUUCUAUAAGUCAUUGACUCAGCGUCCAGAGGUGCAGGAACUGUUUGAAAAGUUUUCAUCUGAUGGGCAGAAACUGACCCUGUUGGAAUUUGUGGAUUUCCUCCAAGAGGAGCAGAAGGAAGGAGAACGGGCUUCUGAUCUUGCUCUGGAACUCAUCGACCGCUAUGAGCCUUCAGAAAGUGGCAAAUUGCGGCACGUGCUGAGCUUGGACGGCUUCCUCGGCUACCUCUGCUCGAAGGACGGAGACAUCUUCAAUCCAACCUGCCACUCCCUCUACCAGGACAUGACUCAACCCCUGAACCACUACUACAUCAACUCCUCCCACAACACCUACCUGGUGGGGGACCAGCUUUGCGGCCAGAGCAGCGUGGAGGGAUACAUACGGGCCCUGAAGCGGGGGUGCCGCUGUGUGGAGGUGGAUAUAUGGGAUGGACCAAGCGGGGAACCUAUUGUUUACCACGGACACACCCUGACCUCCCGCAUCCCAUUCAAAGAUGUUGUGGCCGCUAUAGGACAGUAUGCCUUCCAGACGUCAGACUAUCCAGUCAUCUUGUCGCUGGAGAACCACUGCAGCUGGGAGCAGCAGGAAAUCAUAGUGCGCCAUCUGACGGAGAUCCUGGGGGAUCAGCUACUGAUGACAGCCUUGGAUGGGCAGCCUCCCACUCAGCUGCCCUCCCCUGAGGACCUUCGGAGGAAGAUCCUUGUGAAGGGGAAGAAGCUAAUGCUUGAGGAAGAGGAGGAAGAGCCAGAGGCUGAACUGGAGGCGGAGCAGGAGGCUAAGCUGGACUUGGAGGCCCAGCUGGAGUCUGAGCCCCAGGAGCUGAGCCCUCGCAGUGAGGACAAAAAGAAGAAACCCAAGGCCAUCUUGUGUCCAGCCCUCUCUGCCCUGGUUGUCUACUUGAAGGCUGUCACCUUCUACAGCUUCACUCACUCGAGGGAGCACUACCACUUCUAUGAAACAUCAUCUUUCUCUGAAACCAAGGCCAAGAGCCUCAUCAAGGAGGCUGGCGAUGAGUUUGUGCAGCACAAUACCUGGCAGUUAAGCAGAGUAUAUCCCAGUGGCCUGAGGACGGAUUCAUCCAACUACAACCCCCAGGAAUUCUGGAAUGCAGGCUGCCAGAUGGUGGCUAUGAACAUGCAGACAGCCGGGCUGGAGAUGGACCUGUGUGAUGGGCUCUUCCGCCAGAACGCUGGCUGUGGCUAUGUGCUGAAGCCAGACUUCCUGCGCGACGCCCAGAGUUCCUUCCACCCUGAGAGGCCCAUCAGCCCUUUCAAAGCCCAGACCCUCAUAAUCCAGGUAAUCAGUGGUCAGCAACUCCCCAAAGUGGACAACACCAAAGAGCAGUCCAUUGUGGACCCCUUGGUGAGAGUGGAGAUCUUUGGCGUCCGCCCAGACACAACCCGGCAAGAGACCAGCUACGUGGAGAACAAUGGUUUUAAUCCAUACUGGGGGCAGACACUGUGCUUUCGGAUCCUGGUACCUGAACUGGCCCUGCUGCGUUUUGUGGUCAAAGACUAUGACUGGAAAUCCCGAAACGAUUUCAUUGGUCAGUACACCCUGCCGUGGAGCUGCAUGCAGCAAGGUUACCGCCACAUACACCUGCUCUCCAAGGAUGGCCUCAGCCUUCACCCAGCUUCCAUCUUCGUGCACAUCUGCACACAGGAAGUGUUAGAGGAGGCUGAAUCUUAAGGCAGCCACUUCACAGGCGGAGUGGAUUCACUGGCUGUAGAUGGUGAGAAAAAUGAAAAAAACCUGGAAGGAUGCUCCAGAAAGCAAACAGUGGUAAAAACCCGAGCUUUGGACUGUGCCGUCUCAGGCACUAAAUGACUUGGUCCUUCCUGACAAGCAAAUGUAGGACCCAAUUUUUCACCUUCUUUCUCUUCCCUUUCUUCGUUUUCACAAGUCUCUGGCAUCAUUCCUGUCCUUUCCCUCUGCAGACUCUACACUGCAAUUCCUUCCUUCCUCUGGCUAUAGGCUCAACACUACACCCAGAUCUAGGACAGUCCUUUCCCACCAACUCUGGCUCAAAGGCACAUUGCAGCUAGAAAUCCAGACUGGGGCUUGGUGGCAGAGAAACCCAAAACCCAAACCUCCACCCCUAGCUUCCUCAAAGUCCAGAGCCAAGGGAGAGACAAAUCGAGCCUCAAGUCUCCCCAGGCAAAGGCUGGGGAAGGAGAUCUGAUCCCCUGUAUUAUGACUCUCAACAGAACACUGCAUGGCCCAGAGAGUCCCCACUGGACUCCUGCUCACUUGUGCCACCAGUAUAAAUAGAGCUUCU